Molecule: messenger RNA, 2226 nt
Organism: Symphalangus syndactylus (siamang)
Lineage: Eukaryota; Metazoa; Chordata; Mammalia; Primates; Hylobatidae
Gene: YIPF1
Product: Yip1 domain family member 1
Biological process (GO): vesicle-mediated transport
Cellular component (GO): Golgi apparatus; membrane
Molecular function (GO): small GTPase binding
Source: RefSeq, a predicted model, not a curated record
GAGGUAUAAACACACAGUAAGAAAACCCUAAACUGGAGAAUUCUCUACGUUUCCUGGAGCAAGGCCAGCCCAAGUGGUCACACUCAGCGACCCCACCACUCCGCCUUCGCCUGUCUCUUUAAGAACCCGAGGCUCCCCCUCGGGAGAAGGGCGGGAGGGAGCGGGCUCCGCGCGCCGCCGCCCGCAGGUGUCUCUGGGAGCUGCUGUCUCUUUAAGGGGGCGGGGCUCUUCCCGGAGGAGGCGGGGAAGCCCCGCCCCCCGGAUCUCCGGCUUCCGGCAACUGGGUGGGACCGAAACCGGCGCGGAGCAACUGAGGCCCGAGCCUUCCCGGGACUCGGGGUACGCCUAACCCCGCGAGAUGAGGAAACUGAGGCCGCGAGGAGCGCGCACACAGCAGAGAAGCAGCAGAAUCGGGAAUCAAACCCAGCUCUCUCUGACCCCAGAGCCUGUGCCCUUAACCACUGGCCAGGCUGAACUGCCUUUGUUCUUCACUGUCCCCAUCACCUCUUUCAAACGUCAGCCUCUCCUUCCUCAUCGUUACAUCUCUAGGCUGCACCUGGUCUCUAAACAUUCACACAACCCUUGCAAAUUUUCUUCCUCGUAACUGGGAGAAGACUCACUGGCUGAAUGGCAGCAGUAGAUGACUUGCAAUUUGAAGAAUUUGGCAAUGCAGCCACUUCUCUGACAGCAAACCCAGAUGCCACCACAGUAAACAUUGAGGAUCCUGGUGAAACCCCAAAACAUCAGCGAGGAUCCCCAGGAGGCUCAGGAAGAGAAGAAGAUGAUGAGUUACUGGGAAAUGAUGACUCUGACAAAACUGAGUUACUUGCUGGACAGAAGAAAAGCUCCCCCUUCUGGACAUUUGAAUACUACCAAACAUUCUUUGAUGUGGACACCUACCAGGUCUUUGACAGAAUUAAAGGAUCUCUUUUGCCAAUACCCGGGAAAAACUUUGUGAGGUUAUAUAUCCGCAGUAAUCCCGAUCUCUAUGGCCCCUUUUGGAUAUGUGCCACGUUGGUCUUUGCCAUAGCAAUUAGUGGGAAUCUUUCCAACUUCUUGAUCCAUCUGGGAGAGAAGACGUACCAUUAUGUGCCCGAAUUCCGAAAAGUGUCCAUAGCAGCCACCAUCAUCUAUGCCUAUGCCUGGCUGGUUCCUCUCGCACUCUGGGGUUUCCUCAUGUGGAGAAACAGCAAAGUUAUGAACAUCGUCUCCUAUUCAUUUCUGGAGAUUGUGUGUGUCUAUGGAUAUUCCCUCUUCAUUUAUAUCCCCACCGCAAUACUGUGGAUUAUCCCCCAGAAAGCUGUUCGUUGGAUUCUAGUCGUGAUUGCCCUGGGCAUCUCAGGAUCUGUCUUGGCAAUGACAUUUUGGCCAGCUGUUCGUGAGGAUAACCGACGCGUUGCAUUGGCCACAGUUGUGACAAUUGUGUUGCUUCAUAUGCUGCUUUCUGUGGGCUGCUUGGCAUACUUUUUUGAUGCACCAGAGAUGGACCAUCUCCCAACAAUUAUAGCUACUCCAAACCAAACAGUUGCUGCAGCCAAGUCCAGCUAAUGAGGAAAGACUCACUUGAGAUACCCUCUCCUUCUGAAGUUUUUCUUGACUUCUCCAGGUAGUAUUACUUAUUUUCUUUUCUGUGCUCUUCUCCAGGUCUCGUAUGUUCUUCUAUUAUGGCAGUUUGCUUAUUCACUGUAACUUCAUAGACUGAGAGUUCCUUGAAGGCAGAGCUUUAUUUACCAAUAUAGCUCCCUAGCACCCAGCAGAUACUUGGAGAAAGCUUCAUUUGAACAAGUUGUUAGGCCAGUCACAUAGCAUCAAAACUUUCCUGGAUUUAUGUGGCAGGUUACUUGGGAAAUCUUUACUUGUUCAUUCAUGGAAGUUCUACUCUGUGCUGGUGAACAACGGAGAUCAGCCCUUACCCUCCCAGAUUCUAUACUCCAGUUUUACAUCUCAUGUGCCACACAGACGAGAAGGCCCUUUUACAUUAAAGAGAGAAUCAUGAUUAUGGGAACUUCUGAUUGGAACAUCCCAGAUCAGACAGUGGUGACAUUGGAAGGUUUGGCUGCAGGGCUGAGGCAAGGAAAGGGACAGAGGAUGCCCAUGCGAUAGUGCAGCCACCCAAGAUGGGCCAAAAGUGGUCAAGAGUCAGGUCUUAGGCCAAGAGGUGGUAGAGGCAGUCCUCAAGAGGUAAGGAAGUGCUGGCUGAUGGUGACAUUGGGAACCAACUUUGGC